UUGUGUCUUGAGGUCACUGGCUUUGGAUGUGGACCGGAUGGUUCUUUACAAAAUGAAGAAAUCGGUGAAAGCAAUAAACAUCUCUGGGCUGGCGCACGUGGAAAAUGAGGAGCAGUACACCCAGGCCCUGGAGAAGUUUGGUGGCAACUGUGUGUGCAGAGAUGACCCAGAUUUAGGGAGUGCGUUCCUGAAGUUCUCCGUGUUCACCAAGGAGUUGACAGCGCUGUUCAAAAAUCUGAUUCAGAAUAUGAACAACAUAAUCUCCUUCCCUUUGGACAGUUUGCUGAAAGGUGACCUGAAAGGAGUCAAAGGGGAUUUGAAAAAGCCCUUUGACAAAGCUUGGAAGGAUUAUGAAACAAAAAUAACCAAAAUAGAAAAGGAGAAGAAGGAACAUGCCAAGCUCCAUGGGAUGAUUCGCACUGAAAUAAGUGGGGCUGAAAUCGCAGAGGAAAUGGAAAAGGAGAGGCGCUUCUUCCAGCUCCAGAUGUGCGAGUAUCUGCUGAAGGUGAAUGAAAUCAAGAUUAAAAAAGGAGUGGAUUUGCUUCAGAAUCUGAUCAAAUACUUCCAUGCCCAGUGCAACUUUUUCCAGGAUGGACUGAAAGCAGUAGAGAACCUCAAGCCUUCCAUUGAGAUGCUGUCCACAGACCUUCACACGAUCAAGCAGGCCCAGGAUGAAGAAAGAAGGCAGCUGAUACAGCUUCGUGAUAUUUUGAAGUCAGCACUGCAGGUUGAGCAGAAAGAGUCUAGGAGAGACUCACAACUUCGCCAGAGUACAGCUUAUAGCUUACAUCAGCCUCAGGGAAACAAGGAACAUGGCACAGAGCGGAAUGGCAACCUCUACAAGAAAAGCGAUGGGAUCCGAAAAGUAUGGCAGAAAAGGAAAUGUUCAGUGAAAAAUGGCUUUCUGACCAUAUCCCACGGUACCGCUAACCGGCCUCCUGCGAAGCUCAACCUAUUGACCUGCCAGGUGAAGACCAACCCCGAGGAGAAGAAGUGUUUCGACCUUAUCUCGCAUGACAGGACGUACCACUUCCAAGCAGAGGACGAGCAGGAGUGCCAGAUAUGGAUGUCAGUGCUGCAGAACAGCAAGGAAGAGGCUUUGAACAACGCGUUUAAGGGUGACGACAAUACAGGGGAGAAUAACAUUGUGCAGGAGCUGACCAAGGAGAUCAUCUCGGAGGUGCAGAGGAUGACGGGCAACGACGUGUGCUGCGACUGUGGAGCACCAGAUCCCACGUGGCUUUCCACCAACCUGGGCAUCCUGACCUGCAUCGAAUGUUCUGGAAUCCACCGAGAGCUGGGGGUUCACUACUCCAGGAUUCAGUCCCUGACCUUAGAUGUGCUAGGAACAUCUGAGCUGCUGCUUGCCAAGAAUAUUGGGAAUGCAGGCUUUAACGAGAUUAUGGAGUGCUGCCUGCCAGCCGAGGACACCGUCAAACCCAACCCGGGCAGCGACAUGAAUGCCAGGAAGGACUACAUCACGGCCAAGUACAUCGAGAGGAGGUACGCAAAGAAGAAGCACUCGGACAGCACAGCCAAGCUCCACAGCCUGUGCGAGGCCGUCAAAACGAGGGCCAUUUUCGGGUUGCUCCAAGCCUACGCCGACGGUGUGGACCUGACGGAGAAAAUCCCGUUGGCCAACGGCCACGAGCCAGAUGAGACGGCGCUGCAUCUGGCGGUCAGGUCCGUGGACCGGACUUCUCUCCACAUCGUGGACUUUCUGGUUCAGAACAGUGGGAACCUGGACAAACAGACGGGCAGAGGCAGCACGGCCCUGCACUACUGCUGCCUGACGGACAAUGCCGAGUGCCUCAAGCUGCUGCUGCGGGGCAAGGCCUCCAUCGAGAUAGCGAACGAGUCUGGAGAGACCCCGCUGGACAUCGCCAAGCGCCUGAAGCAUGAGCACUGUGAGGAGCUGCUGACCCAGGCCUUAUCCGGGAGGUUCAACUCUCACGUCCACGUCGAGUAUGAGUGGCGGCUGCUCCACGAGGACCUGGAUGAGAGUGAUGACGACAUGGACGAGAAGCUGCAGCCCAGCCCCAACCGGCGGGAGGACCGGCCUGUCAGCUUCUACCAGCUGGGGUCUGGCCAGCUUCCACCCAGUGCCAGCGCCAAGGACAAGCCGAGGAGCUUCGUGCCCAGCAUGCUGCAGAACGAGACCUAUGGAGCCAUCCUGAGCAGCAGCCCGCCCCCUGCCCAGCCCGCAGCCCCCGGCCCCACUGGUGCUCCCCCACUUCCGCCUCGGAACCUCGGCAAAGUUCAGGCAGCCUCCUCGGCUAGCACCCCGUGGAAGACAAACUCUGUAGGUGUGGACGGUGUCAGCAGGCAGCGAUCUUCGUCAGAUCCGCCAGCUGUCCACCCACCGCUGCCCCCUCUGCGAGUGACAUCGACCAAUCCCCCAACCCCUACACCGCCCCCGUCUGUGGCCAGGCCACCUCCUGUGCUGGAAGCCCUGAGCCAGCCAAGCAAGGCCCCGCCACCCGCAGCCUCCCAGAGCAAGCCCCUGCCACCCCAGCCGCCCAGCCGCCCGCUGCAGAAGAAGCCAGCACCUGGGGUUGACAGGCCGACCGCACUGAGCAGCAAAGGCCAGCCACGAGGACUGGAAGCUGUGGGUCCCCUGUCAAGUGUUGCAGCCCUGCAGCCGCCCGCACCCAUGCCCAGGAAGUCUCAGGCGACCAAGUCGAAGCCCAAGCGGGUCAAAGCACUGUAUAACUGCAUGGCCGACAACCCAGAUGAGCUGACCUUCUCUGAGGGGGAUGUGAUCAUCGUGGACGGGGAGGAGGACCAGGAGUGGUGGAUCGGCCACAUUGACGGAGAUCCCAGCCGCAAGGGCGCCUUCCCCGUGUCGUUCGUGCACUUUAUCGCUGACUAAGUCGCCGGACACAAGCCUUUUCAGCUGUUCCGUUCUGGGCUCAUCGUUGGUACCAAAACUCACCAGUCGCGCCAUAUGGUAGCCCGUUCUCUGUCCUACCACUGUUCUGUUUUAAAAACUCAAAGGCAAUUUUUACAUAUAAGUGAAUUGUUUUUAUCAUUUGCAGUUUUCAUGAAAUGUUGUACUUCUGUUAGGAAAAACUAAAUUUCCUAAGGUGAGCUAAAAAGUUAAUUUUAACUAUAUAACCAAGAUCCUACAUCUACAGAAUUAGCUAACCCUAAAAAUGAGAAGUGAAGAC
Molecule: messenger RNA, 3170 nt
Organism: Fukomys damarensis (Damara mole-rat)
Lineage: Eukaryota; Metazoa; Chordata; Mammalia; Rodentia; Bathyergidae
Gene: Asap2
Product: ArfGAP with SH3 domain, ankyrin repeat and PH domain 2
Exons: 30
Coding region: 38-2872 (944 amino acids)
Biological process (GO): positive regulation of GTPase activity
Cellular component (GO): cytoplasm
Molecular function (GO): protein binding; GTPase activator activity
Source: RefSeq, a predicted model, not a curated record